UUGCCAUAUCUGUAAAACUAUUUUAAUAUCUAAACAAUUUCUAGACAAGAGUGACAGUCCUCUAGUCUAAAAAAUUAGAUUGGUUUUCUUGUUGCGUCGCGAUUUUAUUUGUGAUCGAGGAGAUAUUACAUCCGUGGAGUAAUUGUUUAAAUUUUACUACAAGUAGGUAGUUCUUUAUGUUACUCAACGAAUUGUAAGAAACCUUUGUAGCGAAGGGAAACGCAACGAUGGCACUGCGAGCUCAUUUCUCCGUUUCCUAAAGUAUACCCUCACCAAUCAUAAUAUAAUACAACACAGUCAAGAUGAUGUCGUCGGGGCAGGAGUUGUUUUCUUUGUACGACAGCUCACCUGAUACGCUGUUCGACAUUAGUAUGAAUUACAUCGUUAAUAAUCUAAAUAUAAUUACGACAUUGGAUCCGAACACUCGAUGGCGUAAGUUGAAAGAUGAUGUGAUUCUACCUUCAGAGAUUUGUGAAAAGUUCUUGGAGGCAUACCAGAAGAGCAACAGAGUAAGUGAUAGCAUAGCGAACAUAUUCCGUGACCGAACACGCACCAGGUUGUCCGUGGUGAGACUCCGCAACUCGCGCAUCACGGAUGAGGGGUUCCGCUGCCUCAUGGAGCACAAGCCCUUCGAGCUCGAAGUGGUCCAGUGCGAGUAUCUUAGUCCCAGCUCCCUGGACAUCAUAAAUAGCAACAGCCAAAACCUAGUCUCUCUAAAAGUGGGGCCUCUGACAUAUGUUCUCUCACAAGACGAAACUCUCUUCCGACAGAGAGGAUAUAUAAUUGAUGCGCCUAAUUUGAGACGGCUCACACGCCGAGGACUUGCAGUGUUUCCACUACUGCUUUUAAAAUCACUGACUAACCUAACACACUUAGACUUGUCGAAGACCACUUCGUCGAGCACCAUUUGGGUUUUAAAAGAUUUGAAAAACUUGAGAUCUUUGAUUUUGCACAGUGUGCACUGGACAAAGGAUGUUAUUGAUUGGAUAGCCACCUUGCAUACCUUGAGACAUUUAGACAUCUCGCAGUCUAAUGAUAGGCAUGGGAAAUAUUUCAAACCAAAUGAUGUACUGGCUAAACUUAUAAAUAAUCUUACGCUCUUGGAAUCCUUGGAUAUAUCAGGGACUAAUCUUGCGGGCUCUGGGGCGGCAGCAGUGUCCAAUAGUGAAGGUACUUCAGAUAUUGACCAAGUGAGAUGUGAUAUACCCGGCUUAGCUGCCCGUGUCAACAGGCCUUUAGAGUUUCUGGGCCUGUAUGGGACACACCACGGAGCUUGCAAAAGGCAUGACAUUCCUGCCAAAGUGAUAACGGGUGAUGCCAAUGUUGAACAAAUCUUGACUGCUGCAGCAGCAUACAUGGAAAGGCCAGCUAUUCUUACACGUGUCCUCAAUGACCUUUAUUAUUUGUUCCGCUAUGAGAACAAUGCUUACAUAGGCCGAGCACUAGCAGUGGUCCUAGAUGCAAUGGAUCAACAUGUUUCAGAAAAACAUAUACAGAUAUCUGGCAGUGCAACACUUUUCUACAUAGUCAAAGGGAAAGAAAAAGGGCGUAUAGGUAUCAGACUAAAAAAGCGAAUAAUCACUGCUCUCUUAGAUGGAAUGGAGGCUCACCUUGGUGAUGACACAAUGAUGAGGAAUGGGUGCCUCACAUUGUGCCAGUUUAAAAUACCAACAGACGUUCUGUUUGAAUACGAGCGGGUAGUGCAAAUCCUGCUGAAUGGAGUGGCUGACGUGAACCAGGAGGGUUUCGUGCAGCGCAUAGCGAUAUACCUCCUCAACUCGCUCGCUUGCCAGGUUGACGGCACCCAGAAGCAGUUCCUGGGCAACCAUGGCGCGAUAGGGAAAAUGCUGAACCUGAUCGCCGACCGGUUGGAGCGGCGGCUGUGUGACGACGUGCUGGAGGUGGCGUGGUCCACCAUGUGGAACGUCACCGACGAGACGCCGCAGAACUGCCAGCGCUUCCUCGACAACCGCGGCAUGGAGUUUUUCCUCGCCUGCCUGAAGAGCUUCCCAGACAAGGAGGAGUUGUUGCGCAACAUGAUGGGCCUGCUGGGCAACGUGGCGGAGGUGGCGGAGCUGCGCCCGCAGCUCAUGAACAAGCUGUUCCUGUCCGUGUUCUACGAGCUGCUCGAGUCCUCCAGCGACGGCAUCGAGGUGAGCUACAACGCGGCGGGCGUGCUGGCGCACAUGGCGUCGGACGGCCCCGCGGCGUGGACGGUGGAGGAGCCCGAGCGCGAGGCGGUGCUGGCGCGCGUGGCGGCCGCCGUGGAGCGCUGGGACCUGCACGCCGAGCGCAACAUCAACUACCGCUCCUUCGAGCCCAUCCUCAGCCUGCUGCACGCGCACCACACGCCGCAGUGCCAGCACUGGGCCGUCUGGGCGCUCGCCAACCUCACCACCGUCUACCCGGACAAGUACUGCGGCUUGGUGGAAGCCGAGGGCGGGCUCAAGCUGCUGGUGGACCUGCUGAACCACCCCUCGCCGUACGAGCUCAUCAAGGACCUCGCCUGCACCGUGAUCGGCAACUGCGCGCGCUACGCCAACCGCGUCACGCCCCCGCUCCCCGUGCCGCUCUCCCCGGACAAUUAACUAACGGAGUACUUCGAGGACAUCAGUCCUCGGCUGGAAGAUUAGCCCCGUGCGACCAAUUAAGGUAUCUCAAGGCAGGGGUCGGCAAACACAGGCUUGAGAAUUGAGAACUCGGAAAACUAAGACCUUUACCACGCUUGCCGACCCCUGUCUUAACCCUUUCAUUGCAAUUCGCCUUAUACGAAAAUGUCACUAUUAUUACAAACAGUCGAAGUAAAAAUAAUCUUCAGGCCAAUCAGAUCGAAAUGCACGGCGCCCUACAAUUUAAGGUGACUGGAUUUUCAAUCGUCAAGUCUUGAAUUGUAUUGAAAGGUGAUUGAAACAAAUGAUGAAUUAACUGAGUCGCACUCACAUGUAAUAUAGGAUGGAGAUAUGAAUUCUUAAAUUAAGAUAGCGCUGAUAAAGGUACUCGACUAUUGUUGUGUCUCUUUCUACUAUUCAAUAUUUCGGUCAACAAUAAUUCAAUACCUGCAAUUUUUUUUAUAAAACCACGUUGGUACACCUAAAUCGAGCAAUGAGCUAAGUAUAUGUAACACUAUAAAUAUAUGAUGGAAAGAGUAAUCUGGUUUAGGUGUACAUCUGUGAGUAAAACCCUGUUUUACUCAUAAUUUAACUGCCUUUGACGGAAUUUUGUUUGGAUGUAACAGAGAAUGAACUUCCUGGAGCUGUGACAUAUUUGGUGGGUCUAUACUUCGUUUUUGUUAGCAUUUAAAAAAGGAUAAACAAUCAGACGUGUCUUUUUAUUGAAAAACUCUUAACUAAAUAGUAACAAGUAGUUAAAAAGCCAAAAUAAUGUAAAUCAUUAUAUAAUAUGCUAUAUAAUUGUUACAUAUUCGCUGUAAAAAGACACGUAAAGAUUCUAAUUCGGUAAAAAGACACGACAAGAUUGUAUACCCUUUUUUUAAUGCUAAAAGUAUAGGUGAUACGGGCCCGACACCUCGCUCCUCCUUUAGGCCUUACAACGUUGUAACUUAUGAAAGCGGUAGCAGUGUACCUAUUUUUUGAAUAGUGAAUGUAGCGCUUCAACGGUAAACUAGCUGCUGUAUAUAGUUCUGCAAACGUCUUUUCUAAUACUGCUGUCAUAUUAUGUUGAUACACUGAACCAAAAAAACUUACUUUCCUGCGCUUUCGUUCAGUAUCUUGAAAUCUAGAUUGCAAUAUUGGGUUCAGAACCCUUCAUAACUUUCUUGUAACAAAUAUACUUCACGUCGUGAUGUCGGUCUAAUAGAUAACAUAUUGUUUAUAAACCUGUUAUACCUUAAACUUUUGGCACGACGUAGAAGAACAAGAAAUUCUGUAGAAUCGAUAAGUUGAGUGAACGGCUUAAAUAGUAGUGAACUUCAGCAGCGAGUCACCGAAGACCCGUCAGCAGGGUACUCCAUGGCAUCGACCAGUACUAACUGAUGGUCUAGCAUCAGUUGCAUUAUCGCGCGCGACUCCAUACAACAAGCGCGACUACAAGUAUGGACUUGCGCGCGAGAAAAACUUAUGCUAGACCGCCAAGGCUCUUUCCCGCAGGAAUUAGUUGUAAACGAAUUUAUUAAUGGGAUUUGAACUUUAUUCCCGUUUUCUGUCUGCACGAGCGAGGCCACUGUACAUCUAAUCGGGUUUUAAUAUGGCGUUAAAUCGAGCUUAGUGACACGUUUCAUUGCUUGGAGAUAUCUGGCAUCGGUGACGGAGAAACUCUGCAUGUGAUGAGAAUAAUGUUACAGUCAAUUAUAAUACAUUAUUUUAAAUAUGCUUGCAGUGGGAUUUGACAGUUUGUUCAGGAAUGAUUGUUAGUAAUUCACAUAUUACUCCAAGCAAUGAUCGUGAAAGCACCUUUAGAUAAAUCUACACAUCUACUUGUCUGUUUAAACCGAAACAAAUUAUAUGUAAUAUCGUUUAUUCUAUGUACACUAGUGAGUUAUUUUUAGUGUUUAUAUAUUAAGUGUAUUGAUUGUGUACAUACAUUAUGGUACUGUAGGUAUAUUUAUUUCAAUUCCUUCUAUAAUAAAAAAGUAUUAAUACAAUUACACUAAACACUGUGUAUUUAAAAUAAGUAAAUAAAUACGUGUCACAUAGUGUUAUAAAAUCAAGUUGUACCUACUUAUUAUUAUGAAUCAAAAUUGAAAUUGUUAAUAUACUACAUGUAUUUCAAAGCCAUUAUUAUUUACGAAGGACGCUAAUUGUAGUAACAUAAAAUAAUAACGAUAUGCGAUAUUUAGGCAAUUGAUAUGUCUAUUAUUGAGAGAUACAUAUGUAUUGAGUUGAAUAACUGUCUCCUGAAAUGUCGUUAUUCUUCACAAAUUAUUGUUUGUAAAGAAAGCAGCUAACCGAAUUAUUGUAUUGCUUGUGCAGAGAUUAUGGCGCUAGUUAGGAAAGUGGUACCACCAUUGACACAAGCAACCGACUAUUUGUAACAAGGAAUCUUUGUUGUGCGGCAUUCGGUAGUUCGGUAGUGUUAGAUGUGAUACUAUUUUAAAAUACCUUGUUCUGGAUACGGAUACCUUAAUUUAUAUCUAGAUUACGAUCACAGUAGAUUUUGACACCUAGUUACUUAAUCCAAUUAUUAUAUGGCUAAAUUUACACUCCGGCUUGACAAAAAUAUGAAUAUAAUGUCCUUCUCGUCGACGACUGACGAGCCUUGUUCGAACAUAAGGUCGAACAGACUAGCAUAACGGUAUAACUACAAGUAUGAGCAGCUAGUUAAGUAUCGCAUUCAGUGCUCCACGGGAAUCGAAGUCAAGCCCCGAAUGAAACCGAUGUAGGGACUAAGGACCGCCAUUACCGCUUAACUCGGAGAGGUUCGUGAAGUACUUGAUGUGUAAGGCAGCGGUUAUCGAGUAGAAGGCAGCUCAGUUAGGGAUGGUGUACUUUGUUAAGUAUUUUUUUACUUGCUGAUCCCGAACCACACUAGUAAUCAACCAUUAGAACUCGUCAACUGUCUGAGUUAAGCGGUAGACCUGAAGAAUAAAGAUUAUGUAUUCAUAUAUUAGUUGGAAAGCCAUCUAUAUGAACUUCUAACGGAUUGAAAACACUUUUAUCAGGACACUUCUAUACCCUGUCCUUUAUUUUACAUAGAUUAAAUAUUAAUAUGGUCGAGUUAGGAAUACACGUUUUUAUUGUAGUCUUUGGGAUUUGGCGGAACGUGGGGUAACGACUCCCGGCCGCGUAUAGCUUAUUCUAGUUAACUUACAUUAUAUUUUUCGAUAAUUGUAGGUUAAGUUGAAUCAAAAUAUAUGAAGGAUCUAUAGGUACGUAUAUGUAGCGUACGGUGCGUGAUGAGCAUGCAGUACAUGAGCGCGGCUGGCACGUUUGCCGCGGCUCGCGCGAGACGGCCGCGUGGGCGCCACAUAUACCUAUGCAAACGCGCAAAUUGCGGAAACAUGUAAAAAUUGUUCACUGACGGUGGCGCCCUAUUAUUAUUUGUUCAUUAAUGGAAUAAAUAAUGGAAAUCACUUAUUACAUUAAGGAAAAAAACACUGAUUCACUAAAAAGAAAAAAUAAUAAUCAAUAAAAUAAGGCUACAGGAUACUUAGAUACAGAUAUAGUGCAUAAUUGUUUUCCAUCGUAUUUUCUCGGAAACGUUCAUAUUUGUCAUGCUACUUAAGUCAACCUCACUACUUUUUGAACUGAGAUUGACUGAAAUAGUAAGACACGUGAGUACGUUUCCGUGAAAAUACGAUGGAAACAAUUAUGCACUACAUUUGUAAUAGUACUACGUACAGAAUUCUCACUGUCUAACAAAACCGAUGUAUGACAUCGAAAGGUUGCCACUAAUCACGUGGGCGCUCCCUAAUGGGCCGAUGAGGCGUUUUUUUCUCGGUCAUUGCCUUUAAUGAUUGCUCGGAGUAGCCGUGCCGAGCGCGCGAACGAUUGAGUGAAAUACUAUUGACCGAGCGAAGAAAGUUAGGAAUAUUAACGAAUCAAAUGCUAUAGUUGACACAGUUAAUUGGCCAUUCUUAAACCAUUUUGCAACGAUAACGUCUACUAGCGAUAUUAUUAUGAAUAUUGCAAAUAAAAAAUAUAUUAACACGUUCCCUGUUACUGUGAGUGGAGAGAACGAAAGUUAGUUCUUAAGACAACUUAAAUAUGUUGUAUGCAAAACGGCAUGAUUUAAUGAAUCAACUCGAGGUUGUAACACUCUGAUAUCAUGGACGAGGAACGUGUCGAAGUUCUGACUAUUUAAAUUUACAUUGUAUUGUAAAUGUCAAGGUGAUAUAAAAUUAUUCCAUCAGACGGCUUGGCGGAGAUGAUCUCUUAGGUGCAAUUAAUCUGGAACUCGACUUGGUUUUAAAAUUGUCUCCGCGAUCCGUCCAACCGACACAUUUUAUAAUUAAAUUGAACAAUAAUAAAUUACGUACACAUAGGGCGUCACGUAAAUUAUGAAAUGAAGUAGGGAAAAGUGUGGAGGCUUCGUACACUUAUUAUUCUAAGUCUUGCAAGACAAAAGCUAAUUACUACUUGAAUACAUAUUUAAUGCUAUUGAGUCGUCAAAUUUUUACCUGGCUUUGAUAAUAAUUUAAUAAUACACUGCGGUGUUGCUGCUAAGUGGCAUAUCCAAUGAUAGUUUAUGUAAAUAUAAAUAAAAUGGGAUUGUACGAAGGUACCCUCCUUGGCAGGUAGCAUUUAGUUCGUACUCGUACUUCGAUCAUUUCUAUCUUGCAGAAUAAUUUACCCAUCUCUUGUCACCCAUGCUCCCUCUGUGAGUAUUCUUCACACUUAUCCCUGUUGGUUUUAGAUCAUAUUUUGUAUUUUCUUAACCGGAUCUAUGUCCCUAAUGGAAUUGAAAUGAUGAUUUUUCUAAACUUGUUUUAAUUUGUAAAAUAGUUGGUACUAUUCUUAGCGCCUACUGGUACUUUACAUAGAACCUGUAAUUUAUAUUCUACAUUUGCAUGGACCUAAUACAAUUAAUUUAAGAUUUUUAGCAUAGAUACAAUAUUAAAUAAAAUUGUAAUUGUGAUCAGCGUUCUUAGAUGUGAGAAUAUAUUAUUAGUAUAUGCAUAUAACAUUUUUAUCGCUGUAGCUUCGUUUUUAGAUGUUUAGUUAUAAUUUAUAAAUUUUAAACAUCAUAUUAUCGAGCAUGGAGUGCAACGCGAUGUAAUUAUUUCAUUUGCUUUGAUUUCGUCACCUGAUAUAAUAGUUUUAAGCUUUGUUUGUAUUUUUGUUUUAGUUGUUAUAGAAUCACCUCCUAAUUAUUUAGACCGUUUCAGUUAUGCUUUUUUGAUUAAGUCAAGUUUUAGUAAAUAGUGAAUCACCUGAAUCUUAAUGCUUUUUUUCUAUUGCGAUUGUUAUUUGGUUUGAUUUUCUGAAUUCAUCCUUUAAGAUGUUCUGUGCUUUCUAUUCGUGUUUGAAGCUCCUUUGUUCAAUGUCAGGCAAAUUAAAUAAUUGUUCCGCCCAAUUGUUAUAAUAAAAGCUGUUUACGCUAGUUACGAGCAACUCUUGCAACUAAUUUGAUAAUCAUGUGUGUUCUAAACAUGAGUUUAACUAUUAUCAAACAUUGUUUUAUUAUUUUUAUUAUAUUAGUAACAAAAUAGCCUAAAAUAUAUAAAUUAUUUGUUAGAUGCAUCAUCUGGAUUAACUUUAUUCCUUUAAUGUUAAAGCUGUUAUUUAUGUCGAAUACACUGUCUUUAUUAAAGGAAAUGUCUUUCUAGAGAUUGCAUGUUUUAAAUAAAUAAAUUAUUUAAA
Cydia fagiglandana is the source of this 8258-nucleotide messenger RNA. RefSeq names its product protein zer-1 homolog. The record is from RefSeq and is a predicted model, not a curated record. The transcript has 8 exons. Bases 303 to 2588 code for a protein of 761 amino acids. Lineage: Eukaryota; Metazoa; Arthropoda; Insecta; Lepidoptera; Tortricidae. Gene Ontology annotation, molecular function: protein binding. Gene Ontology annotation, cellular component: Cul2-RING ubiquitin ligase complex.